GGAAAGUAUGGAUACAUCAAUCGGAGAGAAUAAAGCCCAGAUCAUCAGCAUGGAAAAGUCUCUCUUGAAGAAGGUUAAAAGCCAAGAUUGUAGGAUGCGGAUAAACGCCCUUGAAAAGUUUUCCUUUUCAGACUCUAGAGGAGAUUUUCCGGAUGAUCAACUUCAUUUAAAUUUUAAGAAUGUUAAUGAUGAGAAACUUGCAUGAAGCCUCAACUCUCAAAAGUUUUAUGAUAUAAAUGCAAUCUAUUUAUUUGUGGACACAAGCAAAAAUAAGCAUUUGACUGAUUUCUUAACAUCCUGAUUCCCAAAUAAAACUAAUUAUCUUGGUGCUUGGACCUCCCAUUGAACCAAGCUAGAUAGGUCUAAUUACUUCAACUUGCUGGUGAGUCACAACUCUAAAGUUGUUCGCAGAGUAGAAUUUAACCGUGUCAAGCUUAGCUUUCGUUGACUAAAGAGGUUGAUAGCCGCUUACAGACAUGUGAGAGUCUUGACAUUAUCAAAUUUAAAGUUGUCUAUUCCAAGUGUUCCUGAUUUUUCAAAGGCUCUUACAAAUUGUCAGAUAAAAACCCUUAUUUUAAGAUACUCAGGAUGGUCUGAUUGAAGUAACUGAAGGAACAACCGUGAUCAGUUCAAGAACUUGAUAAAAGGGUUAGCAAGUUCUCCAGAUUUAAGAUUGAGUCUUAGAAUGGUAGAUAUUCACUACUGUGGAAUAUACCAAAAUGACGCUGAAGAAAUCUUUACAGAAAAUCAACUUGGAAACGUUAAAAUAAUUGGUGGAGAAUAA
Molecule: messenger RNA, 784 nt
Organism: Moneuplotes crassus
Lineage: Eukaryota; Ciliophora; Spirotrichea; Euplotida; Euplotidae
Source: the annotation of a GenBank genome assembly